This is a messenger RNA of Dracunculus medinensis (Guinea worm), 168 nucleotides long. The record is from the annotation of a GenBank genome assembly. NCBI's taxonomy places the organism in Eukaryota, Metazoa, Nematoda, Chromadorea, Rhabditida, Dracunculidae.
AUGGCUCCUCAGUCUCGGAAGCAAAGUAUUGUUGAAGCUGCUGAAAAAACAUUCGAUAAGAAUACUUUAAUUCUUAUCGUUAAUUUACUUAUUCUCGUUGUUUUAAUGUGUCUCCUAUAUAUGGUCGCUAGUUCAGCAUUAGCUAGUUCGGCUAGAGAUGAGCACUGA